GCUACCAUCGGGCUGACUACCAUCCUAGUAAGCGCGGCAGCAGCGCGUCCUUUGCUGUCUGGAUACAGUUGGAAAACGCACUGCUUUGUUCACGCGUUACUAUGCGCUUUGCGCUCCGCUGCCACCGGUAGCUAUCGCCUGGCCCAUAGCAGCCUGCGUCCGCAUCUUCCAAUAUAGCUCGCAGCUCUUGUUCGAUCCUCGAACUCCUUUCCCGGUGAACGCACAUCUAUUCUAUUUUGUGCCAUUUCGAGUCUUGCAUCUCGCAUCUCGCUCCAGCAUCGUUACAAAGCGGAUCCGUUCCGCUGGGAUCCUCGACGCUUGCCUUCGACGGGAUCGCUGUCUUCAAAGAUAGUGACAGCACGGCACAAGGAUCACCCCUGAAUGAAGAAGACUGGCCGUCCCCAGAAGAUAGGACGACUGUGAAGAUCGUACUAUUGCUGUGACAGAAGAUCAUCGACAAGCAAGGAGAAUCACCGAGAGCCAAAGUAACAGCAGCAACACGGUGGUAAUAUAUGAGGUGGAGAUACUAUUACCCAGCCUUUGGCAUCUGUACAAUAGUUUGAAGCGGAUCUAAUUGCAGUAGACUACUGUGUUCAAGCCUAAACCUAAAUCUGUUCGUGCAGAACAAGAGCGACACGCCGGAAAUGUAAUUAGGAACAAGGAAAACUAAUAACAAACAACGAUAAAAAAUCAAAUUAGCGGUAAGAAGUGCAACCAGCCCAAUCCUGUUUGCUCUGUACAUUUCCUUACCGGUGACCGGAAUUUUUUCAUUUGAGAAGUGCAUAAAUGGGAUUGUUUUCACAGCUUGACAGGCUCUAGGAAACGUCUGUUGCCGAAUUUUGGAGGAAAAACAGGUGCAAAGAAAUACAGAAGUUCGCCAAGAAGAAAGUUAAUACGCGGGUGGCAGGAACGCGAAGGUAUCGAAUCUUUUGUUUUCCUUACCCCUUUAAUCUAUCUUAUUUUUAUCAUGUACAUCUACAUGGAUUGGCCAACGAGCUAGCCAGAGCGCGUAACACCGUAAAUGUAACUGAUCGUUGAUCUUUUUUCAAUUACGACGCACAUCGAUUUGCUUCUGCCGCCUCUAGCGUGUUACCUUCCGUAACCUUUUUCAUCGUACGCUUCUUUUAUGCCUUUGGUCGAGUGCGAUUUCUUUUUCUGUUUCCUUCGGUACGGUGUCUCACGAGAUCUCUCUGACAGAAUCCAAGACACAUCAAACCGUUAGUGUCAAACCCGUUUUCCAGUCUUGCGUCAUUGACGUUACACGAAACAAAGAUCAGUAGCAGCGGGAAUAGGGAAUGGCUCAUAGAAAAAGGAAUAUCUGCUUUUACUUAGUUGUUCGUUCUUGAUACCUUUAUGUGGUAUGGGACCUAAACAACGUUUAAAAAGCCUACCAUAAAACUCAUAACCAUAAACAGCGUUGAGGAGCUACCAGCCCGUUCCGAGUGGGCGGAAAAAAAUAAGUUGGUAAAUGUUCGAUAGAUGCGUAACAGUGAACGGAUACCUUAACUGAAAGAAAAUUUUGUUCAGGAUGCAACGAUUUGUGAUUUUUAUAAGUCCUACUGUUUUUGUACCUACGGAUAUAGUGUACAGUGCCGCUGAGCUCAGUUCCGUGUAGAGAACAUGUGAAAAUGUAUAACACUGAAUCAUAAUUGAAUGCGUAAGCUGUGUCAACGGAUCGAUGAGUUGGACACAUAUCAACCGGUACAAUGCACGUAAAUAUUGUCACUGUUAUCCAACAGACUACAAAGUAAUUUAGGCGGGUCCAUAACGAAGAGACACCGGUACAGUUACCACACGUUUGGCAAGCGGCUGCCGUAAGAUCUAGAGGAGACGAGGGAAUUCUACGAUUCCGUAGUGCGGCUGUAAAGCUUCGAUUACCUAGGAUCGUAUUGCUUGCUGAUCAUACCUAUAAAAGCUCGAAAAAAGCCAAAAUGCAUCUUACGCGACUCAGUCCGGAACCGCUCUUCAAAGAGAUCACCGUGCUUCGUACAAUUUGCAUGAUGUUGGGGAGUCUAGGCAAGAAAGGGCCGACGACUACGAAGAGUUUUAGAAGCCGACGGCGAGCUUCAAAGGCAGAAAAGCUACUUGAAUCAAUAACAAUAUGCAAUUUGUUCCGUUAUGCUACAUUGAAGGAUAAGCUGUUUGCCAUGGUGGGUCUGACAGCGGCUCUGUUGGCCGGGGCAGUCACUCCAUUGGCUCUUGUCUGUAUGUCUUCAUUAAUCGACCUGUUCGUAAUAGAUCAUCUAUAUAACAACCGCACACUACUCAACGAUACCCAAGUACCAUGGCAAGAGUUGCUUGAAGAUUCGCCAUUUGGUGGACAUCUGAUAGGAGAUUUCUGGGAGAGGUCGAUACUUCUUAUCUACUGCCUGGUAGGGUGCGUCUUUGGAUUGUUCGUCUUUAACGGCCUCUUGGAGGUUCUUCUUAGUCGUGCGGGAGCCAAGCAAGCGUUCCGGAUCCGUUUAAUAUUCAUGGAAAGUGUCCUGCAUCAAGAGCAGAAAUGGAUUCAGGCCAACAUCGAUGACGCCUACGUGCGAGCACGUCUCGAUGUGUGGCUAUCGUUUUUUUCACUCAGGGAUCUCGACAGCAUUGAAGACGGGCUGGGAAGCAAGCUUGGUCUGUUUGUUUCGAACUCCUGUACAUUAAUUGUCUGCACCCUUACCGCAUUCGCCACGAAUUGGGCCCUUUUCCUCCUUAUGCUCAGUCCGCUACCGAUAUUUUUAUUGCUGGUGGUGUUUAUCGGCCAGCGUGUUUCCUUGCAUCAACGUAAGGAGGGCGAUCAGCUUCAGAUUGCGGCAUUCACCGCUAGCGAAGCGAUCCACAACAUUCGAGCUGUGGUUGCCUUCGGCGCUGAAGAUAAGGAAGUUCUCAAAUUUAGCCGUCGUUUAGAUGGCAGUCAACGCCAUGCGUACCGCAAGCUGGUGUGGCUGAGUGCAUCAUCAUCCCUCAUCUGGUUCUUUUUGUACGCAUGCUAUGCCUUAGCAUUUUGGUACGGUCUAAGCAAUCAGCUGCUAUCUGAUCGAGAAAGAUCGAUGCUCCCAUCACACGUUCUCUGCCCCAUCUUUAAUCUUGCGCUGGCACUUCUCAGUGCUGCAAAACUGGUUAGUUAUGGAGGGACGUUUCGAAGGGCGCGCGCGGCAGCCAAAAGGAUCUUCAGUAUUGCAGACCAAGUUGCGUUCCGGAAUGAGUCCGAUACAGGUGACGUAGGCCUUGAGUGCGCCGGUGAGGUUACAUUCGAUUCAGUAUCUAGUCCUCAUUCCGCCACGCCGCUACGCACUGUCUCGUUUACACUGUUCGCUGGUCAACGUCUUUCGCUGUAUGACGCGUCCUGGGAAAAGGACCAGCCUCAUGCGAUCGUAGACAUGCUCUUCAGGUUUUCGGACCCUUCUUAUGGACAGGUGUUCAUUGACGGUAAGGAUAUCCGUUCGUAUAACGUUGGCUGGCUAAGGGCUCGAAUGGCCGUAGUGCGUUCAAAUCCUGUUUUGUUCGCUGCAACUAUUGCUGACAAUAUCCGAUAUGGAAAUCCAUUCAUUCAACAGAGCGACAUCGAGCACGCCGCGAUAGCCGCUCAAGCGCACAAAUUUAUUAAUAAGUUACCUAGAAAAUACAACACCGUGUUAUCGCCGUGCGGAGCUCCACUUUCACUAGGUCAACGACAAUUGAUAUGCGUGGCGCGGGCUAUAGCUCGAAACGCCUCGAUCUUAGUUCUUGAAAAUCCCGGACAUAAUCUUCGGGGAGAUGCUGCCGCAAUGGUAAUACAUGCCAUGGAAAAUGCAAUGGAGGGGCGAACAUCGAUUCUGAUCUCGAAUAAAGCCUUCAAGCUGAGAGACCACGAGAGAAUUAUUGUUCUUGAACAAGGCAAGGUGGUUGAAGAAGGAAGCUACGCAGAGCUUGUAGCUAAUAAAGGAGUUUUCGAACAGCAUCUCAAAAAGGAAUUACACGAGAUGAAGGAGUUGGGCCUUUCGCCACUUGGUGAGGUACUUCCUCCGGCAGGUAGCAUUCUCGACCGCCAGGUCUCAUCGUUACUUGAACAAGAUGCUUCCACUGAACAUAAUGAAGGAUUCAAUCAAGAAGCUCACCUUAAAGCAAGCUAUAAUCAUCGUGAGCUUAUCUCGCUGCUGAGGGAACAUAUACCCAUGGUAUCAGUCGGGUGUAUAUUCGCAACUCUAUCUGGCGUUUCGCUCUCGCUGUAUGGCGUCGUUUUCGGAGAUAUGUUGUCGUCCUUCCUGCUUCUGCAUGACAAAUCUGCUCUAAAGUCAUUUAUUCUUACACAGUGCGCACAUCUUAUUGUCCUUGGAAUUUUUACAUCAAUAGUUGCAUUCUUCCACAGCUGGGCGUUCACCCUUGUCGGCGAGCGCGUUGGCAGUCAGCUAUUGAAAACAGCGUAUGAGAGCGUCCUGCGUCAGCCGAUGGCGUGGUUUGAUAAUCCCAAAAACGAAGUAACUGACGUUAUACGCAUCAUACUGACUGAUGUCGGACAGGUGAAGCUUUUAAUUGGGCCUCUGCUGACGCUGCUGUUUCAAGGUACUUCAUCACUUGUCUGUUGGCUUGCGCUCGCCUCCUACUUUUACUGGCGACUCGGAUUAUGCGCGUUGUCGUUUGCGCCGGCGAUCCUGUUUGCCGUGUUCUUUGAACAUUAUGUGCUCGGAUCGCGGACACGCAAAGAUCAAGACGACAAAAGUCGCCAUUUGGCAUUAGAUAUCAUCAGCAAACUGAGUACUAUCAAAUCACUUCAUCAAGAGCAGGUCUUCUGCGCGGCGUACGCAGUGGCCGUAACGGGGACAUGGAACAAUGGACUAACCCACAGCAUCCGUAACGGAUUUUUGUAUGCGGUAUCUCAAGCAGUCCCCCUUCUAAGUUACACUGUCAUAUUCUACAUAGCGUGUCAUUCUAUCAACUUGCAACAGCUUAACGAUUUCACAGAGGUAUUCAAACUCACCGAAAGCAUUAUCUUUGGAGUAUUGUUACUCGCGCAGUCGUUGGCCGUAUUUGCUCCGAAUUUUUCGCAGGCGCGCCAUGGCGCCGCAUUUGUACUCGCGCUAAAGAAGGGACUAAGGAAUCUGUACGGAACCGACCGAAAAUUCAUCGACGAUAGUAAAGAGGUGUGCGAUGGCGUCGUUUCAUUUCGUUCUGUGGACUUUCGUUAUUCAUCGUGCACGUACAUCUUUACUCAGGAUCAGAUGAUUCUUCGAGGAGUGUCUUUCGAAGCAGCUCCUGGACAGAUCAUUGCCCUGGCCGGAGAGCCUGGCAGUGGCAAACGGGCAUGUCUUGAACUUCUUCAGCUCUUCGAUAAACCAACGGGGGGAGAAAUCUUACUGGAUAAAAAGCCUAUACGGAGCCUGGAUGUCUCAUGGGUCAGACAGCAAAUGGGCAUAGUAAAUCUGGAGCCGCACUUUUUUCUCGACACGAUCUGGGCUAACGUUGCUUAUGGCCAGAGUAGAAGCCAUGUCACGAAUCAAAUGGUAGUCACGGCCUGUCAACGCAGUCGGGUCCACGAUUUCAUUAUUAAGCUUCCCCAAGGCUAUCAAACUCUAUUGGACUCAUCCGGAACUCAAGGGCAGGCUAUUGGCCCCACACAAAAGGUUCUACUAUCUAUUGCGAGAGCCGUGCUUCGUGAACCGAAAAUUUUGCUGGUUGAUCAGUCUGGCUGGAGCGACUUGCCCGAGGAUGAGAUUAGGGUAAUCUUCGGUGCGCUAGAAGAUGUACGAAAGGACCGCACCUGUAUUGUCAUCUCGCCCCUCCUGAUAACAGCCGAAAAAUGCGAUCAGGUAUGGCUGCUUCAACAAGGUCGAGUCGUAGGACAGGGCAAACAUCAGGAGCUACUUACCCGCCGGCCGAGAUAUCGCCGACUGUUUAAAGAGCUACGAAGUAAACGAUAUGAUGGGGAAAACCCUCUGUUGUCACGCUCCAAUUCGACGCAAUUAGACUCGAUUAUGUCCAGCGUGCCAGCGAGUACUGUCUCGAGUCGUUCGGUAAGCCAACAUAUGAGCCGGAAUGCAACCCCUCAGCAGCUAAGUCCCCAGCGAAAAGAUUCGAUCAUGCCCUCCUUUGACGCCGUCGAUGCUGUGGAACUGGCUCGUAGGUUGGACAAUAUCAAAACGUUGGAUUUUACCACCAAAAGUGAGCUUAGGCAAGCACCGGCUCAGAAAGACGAACAGCGGGAAACACUGCGACAGAUUUAUUUUCGAAUAGCUACUGAAAGCAGACUCCAACCGGAAAUCAAGGUUUCUCAAAACACUGUAGGUGAAACACAUAGAACCGUAGUAGCAGGGGACAGUGUUUUUCAGAAAGAUGAAAUCCAAGAAGUUGAAACAUUCCGGGAACCUAUCCUAAAUCAAUCGUCUCGAGUAAUCGAGGUGGCAGAGAUCAAGCCGAAGAAGAAACCUUCGCCAAUUGUCAUACCAAAAGAUGACGAUCUGCCACUUGAAGAAGACGUUUCAACUGACGACGAAGCUUCAACUCCGGAAACGCCUCGAAAGCGUAUCAACACGAUGAAAAUGAAAGAUCUCAGAACAUUUGAGGAAGCGCAUAACGAUAAUAAUGACGGAGAUAAAUUUUCGAGCGAGAGUGACGACGAGCACCAAAUUAUCCGAGAACUGCGAAAAAGUAAUCGACCUUCAGAUAUCAUCAAGCGAUUGUCACAGAAAAAGCUUGAUCGAGAACUUCAAUAUAUAGUAACAAGGAUUGACGCAGAGUCCUCCGGCGAGACCAGACCAGACGGCACGAGUGGCACCAUGAAGUAACGACGUUGCCUAUUCAAAGCGACCCGGUGUUAAUACGACCGCCCGCUAGCGUUCAUAACAGCAACAACUUAAUACAUAAACUAAAUAAAUAGUUGCAAUUGUAAAUAUGUGUGUAAUAAACUAUAUUUCAAUUGAAAAGGUUAUUGUCUCAGAAUAACUCAUUCAACAAAUUUACGAGCAAGAGAUCAUAAGUGGGUCUUGCUAUUGGGACUGUUGAUGGGAAUUUCUGAUACAGUUGAUCAUGUUACGAGUUCACUUAGAAUGAAUCAUCUGAUCAGAAACAGAAUUAUCUUUGCACAGGGCUGAUAACUCAAGUAGGUCGUAUAAAGAACGGAGACCCUGAGUCGCUCGAUACUAAGCGUGAGGACCAAUACACCAGAUCGAGAGACUGAAACAGUAAACACAGAAAUUCAGGCCUGACUAUUAAAUUCAGAGUGUGUAUACCAGCCACUUUAUAUAUACAGUUUGAAUAAUUAUAACUUCAUCUUUAUAGACAUAUCAUUCAUGUUUAAAAUGGAAAAAAAUACAAAUAAACAACUUUCCGAUUAAUACAGUACUGAUAAUAAUGCCAAUGCUUCAUUUAGCGGCGUUGCCUAGCUAUGCUCGUUAAAUCUUUGAAGGUCGUCAGUUUUCCGACGUCAAGUUAAGUUUUGGAAAAAAUUCGAUUGGCAUCAGUUCUAGGGCACGAACAGGAUGUUUUAUGAAACCUCUUCGUUCAGCCCAUUUAUUUAAAGAUAUCACGAUAAGAACAUAUUUGAUCAUGUCGAAAAUAAUAUUUGGUAUUUUCGUCAAGCCCCUUCCAACUGUUUUUGCAGAAAAUUUAUAUAAUUUACACCAGUUACUGCGUUGCCGAACUAGAACGGUCUAAUGAAUCCUUUGCUUAAAAUGCCGCACCACAUUGAAACUGUUAAUAAAUUUACAUAGUGUUCAUGUGUAACAGACGGACUUCAAUGUCCCUUUUUUCCCAAGCACCAUUUCCAAAUUGACUUUCUUCGGUCAUUGUCCAUUCGUUCCACGACUUUCACGAUAAUUUUCCCGCACGUUUCUUUAAACACCCUAAACAGUUCUAUCUUUUCUUCUAUCUAAAUUUGUAUUAAUUAAUAAAAGUAAUAAAUAAUUAAAUUUU
Varroa destructor (honeybee mite) is the source of this 7869-nucleotide messenger RNA. Its product is annotated as ATP-dependent translocase ABCB1-like. Gene Ontology annotation, molecular function: ATP binding; ATP hydrolysis activity; ABC-type oligopeptide transporter activity. Gene Ontology annotation, biological process: oligopeptide export from mitochondrion. Gene Ontology annotation, cellular component: mitochondrial inner membrane. Lineage: Eukaryota; Metazoa; Arthropoda; Arachnida; Mesostigmata; Varroidae. The record is from RefSeq and is a predicted model, not a curated record.